This is a messenger RNA of Aspergillus ruber CBS 135680, 1479 nucleotides long. Its product is annotated as FAD-dependent oxidoreductase. Lineage: Eukaryota; Fungi; Ascomycota; Eurotiomycetes; Eurotiales; Aspergillaceae. The coding region runs from base 1 to 1479 and encodes 492 amino acids. The transcript is spliced from 6 exons. The record is from RefSeq and is a predicted model, not a curated record.
AUGGAGUCCAUUGACGUCGACGUGUUAGUAUGCGGGGGAGGGAUGUCAGGUAUGGCAUGUGCCGCUUUCGCAGCACAAUCAGGGGCCAGAGUGUUAGUUGCUGAGAAACAGGGUACUGUGGGUGGAUCGUCCAAUUACUCUGCAGGCAUGUUCUGGGCCCCGCAGACGUACGACAAAUUGAGGUCCUGGGUCCCAGAUGGAGAUCCAGAAUUGCAGCGUGCAUGGCUAAGUGAUUACCUCCCGGCAGUACAAUGGAUGCGCGAAAAUCAAGUGCCUACAGCCGAGCGAUUCGAUGGAAUCAUGACAAUCGGAAUUGGCUUCCCGAUCCAGAUCUCUCACCUCCACAGCCUUCAUCGCAAGCGUAUCGAGUCAAGCAAGGCCGGUUCUGGCAUUUGGACAAACACAUCAGUUGUCAAACUCAUCCAGAAUAGCCCUUGCGCUCCAGGCUCACGCAUUAAUGGCGCCAUUGUUUGUUGUGUACAAUCCAGUGGCCAAUCCACGUCAUGCUACGAGAUCAAGGCCAAAACGGUUGUCUUGGCCACCGGUGGUUUCCAGGGUUCGUCGAGCCUGACAGCCAAGUAUCUGGGCCAGGGUGGGGACAACAUUUUCCUGCGUUCGAACAGGGGCUCUGUGGGCGAUGGGUUGAAUCUAGCCAUCGGAGCAGGAGCAGGGACAAGUAGGGGCAUGAACACCUACUAUGGUCAUCUUAUGGCUGCUCCUCUCCGAUCAGAUGAAGUGGAACCCAAGGACUAUCUUCCACUAGCACAGUAUCAGAGUAGGUAUUGCUUGCUGCUCAAUCAGGGUGGGCGUCGUUUCGCGGAUGAGACAACUGGUGACGAGAUAAUUAACCAGUACCUUGCAAAGCAAGAGAAUCGACGUGGAUUUCUACUGUUUAACGAGAAAACCCGCCUUCAACACUGUGUAUCUGCUUUAUUUCCAAAUGCAGGGGAUGUCGACCGCCUCCAAAAGGCUCAUGAGCAUGGAUGUAAUGUCGGAGCUGCAUCUACACUUGGUGAACUCAUCGAAAUUCUCGCACAAUGGGGCGUGGACUGCGUCAACGCCAAGAGUACGAUUGAGAAAUAUGAUAGAGUGAUUCGCCAAAAAGGAGAGAAUGAACUAGGGCUCGACGCCCCUGUUGGCCGGGGCGGUUUACCUCCAGCCUCUUUGGUGGAGGGCGAUGGUCCGUUUUAUGCCAUAGAAGUGCAGCCAUCGAUUACGUUCACCUAUGGAGGAAUAAAUAUCGACAAGCAGGGCCACGCCCUCACUGCAAACAAAACCAUAAUACCGGGUUUGCUUGUUGCUGGCGUCGAUGCUGGUGGUUUCAGCAACCUGGGAUAUGCUGGCGGUCUUGCGCUCGCUUUUGUCACCGGUAUUUGGGCAGCAAGAGAGGUGGCACGAGAAUUGGGACUCCCCCUACCCCGUCUUCCAGUUCCAGAUGCAAGAGACGCUGAGACUAAGCCAAUCAAGGAGCGUCUGUGA